Messenger RNA from Apis laboriosa (Himalayan honeybee), 4222 nucleotides. RefSeq names its product lutropin-choriogonadotropic hormone receptor (gene rk). Gene Ontology annotation, molecular function: G protein-coupled receptor activity; protein-hormone receptor activity; protein binding. The record is from RefSeq and is a predicted model, not a curated record. The transcript has 12 exons. Bases 789 to 3506 code for a protein of 905 amino acids. Gene Ontology annotation, cellular component: membrane. Gene Ontology annotation, biological process: G protein-coupled receptor signaling pathway. Lineage: Eukaryota; Metazoa; Arthropoda; Insecta; Hymenoptera; Apidae.
GUAUAAAGAAAGAAGUGCAUCCAAGUAGAAUCGGUCCGUCGUAAACUCGCCGCGUCUGAUUCUGUCUCGUGAGUUGAGUGUAAAAUUGGGAAGACAACUAAACAUGGAGGACUUUGUCGGUAACAUUUAACGAUGAGAUUUAACGAGUAACAACAUAACAGACAUUCCAGCCCGUGCCUUCAACCGAAUUUUCAAUCUUGAAGUGUUAUUACUUCGACGAAAUCGUUUGCAUACGAUCGCCGAUGAUGCAUUUACAAACUUAACGAGCCUUCGAGUAUUGGAGCUCGAUGACAAUUAUUUAACAAAAAUUCCAACCGCGAUCGUAAAGCUCUCUGGCCUUGAAGACCUGUAAGUGUGCAUCGAUUAAGUAAAAUGUAAUUUGACAACUUUUUUUUACAUUCUAUGAAUUUUACAUUCUAUUUCCUUAUCGAGCUGCGUUGUACAUUCAUGGCCGAUUAGAAAAUUUAAUAUUCAUAUGGCGAUAUCUCGAUCAAAAUAUCGAGAAGAAUUUUCUAAUAUACAAUAAAAAUUAUUUGUCUGUUAAAUCAUUAUCACUCUAGAGAAUCUUUUUCGAAUCACGAAAAUGAAAAUUGUUAAAGAAAAGAAAAAUAUAAUAUUUUCGUUUAAGAAAGAUAAAUAUUCAAAUUUUAUAGUUUAUCACAGAGUGAUCAUGAUUACUUAAAUUUUAUGAAACACUAAUUUUUUUUUAUAUUUAUUGAUAUAAGUGAUAACAAAUGCAAAAAAAGGAAACUUAUUAAAAAUUAGAAUCGCGAAAGAUCGAUCGAUCGAUGCUCCGCUCCUUUUGUUUUUCGUUUUCACCGAAACGAAGGAAACCAAGAAAAUCGUAUUCGUGUAUGCUUUAUCGGUUCCGUAGGUCGCUGUCGAACAACCGGAUCGAAACUUUGGAGGAGCAUGUUUUUCGACGUGUCAGUAAUCUAUUGUCGCUUGACCUACGCGGAAAUCCUAUCAAAGAAAUACACGGGAACACUUUUCAUAAUCUAUGCAAGCUUCGUAAACUGAUCCUGUCGAAUCUAAAAGAACUACAGAUAUUUCCUAAUUUGAAUGGGACAAAAUCAUUGGAAGUAUUGAGAUUAGAUCGCGCACAAGUGACGAAUGUUCCAAAAAAUUUAUGCGAGCAAUGUCCAAAAUUGAAAAGUUUUGAUAUGAAAUCAAAUUUUCUAACAGAGGUGCCAAAUUUACGAAAUUGCAGCGAGUUACGAGUUUUAAAUCUGGCCAGUAACAUGAUUCUGUCGUUUCCAAAUGAGCCAUUCAAAGGUCUGGACAUGUUGCACGACCUCCUUCUAUCGGACAACAAGUUGCAAGUAAUCCCAGGUGACGCGUUCACCGGCUUGUCGAGGCUACAAGUGUUGGAUCUAGAGAGCAAUUAUAUCGAGUAUAUUCACCCUAACGCAUUUAAAGAGACGAAACAUUUGGAGGAUUUAAAUCUUGGGAAUAACGUGUUUCCCGUACUGCCAACACUAGGGCUAUCAGGCCUAUUACAUCUUAAGACAUUCAACAAUCCAGCAUUGAGGGAAUUUCCAGCUCCCGAAAGGUUUCCACGUGUGCAAACGAUGGUAUUAUCGUACGCUUAUCACUGCUGCUCGUUUCUAUCGGUCGAAGUGGAGGAUCCGGUGACGAAAUCCUCUGUUCGAGAAUCUAUCCUAUUCCCCACUGACAAUGAUUUUGAUAUGAGCUUGUGGAACUCGAGUUUCACCGAUAUCUGGCCACAGCUCAAUAACAUGACCGACAAAUUUGGCUCGCAAAUAAAUGAACUUUGGGCUAACUUUGGUUCAGAUUUUACAUACCCUGGUAACCUGCCCUCAUAUGUUGAGGAUUAUUUUGAAGAACAAAACAACCGAGUUACACUGCCAGUUCAAACACUACCUUCUCACGUACAGUGCCUACCUCAACCUGGUCCUUUUCUACCGUGCCAAGAUCUGUUCGAUUGGUGGACAUUACGUUGUGGUGUAUGGGUAGUAUUUCUACUUGCCAUGCUUGGAAAUGGAACCGUAGUAUUCGUGUUAAUAUUCUCCAGAAGCAAGAUGGAUGUUCCUCGGUUUCUUGUUUGCAACCUUGCUGCAGCAGAUUUUUUCAUGGGCAUUUAUUUAGGUCUACUAGCAGUGGUGGACGCUUCGACUCUAGGAGAAUUCCGAAUGUACGCCAUACCGUGGCAAACUUCGGCUGGUUGUCAGUUAGCCGGUUUUCUAGGCGUUCUUAGUUCGGAGUUGAGCGUAUAUACGUUAGCAGUAAUUACUUUGGAACGGAACUACGCCAUAACGCAUGCCAUGCAUCUGAACAAAAGACUUUCCCUUAAGCAUGCAGGUUACAUAAUGACCGUAGGCUGGUGUUUCGCACUGUCUAUGGCAAGUCUGCCUCUGAUCGGUGUAUCAGAUUAUAGAAAAUUUGCUAUAUGCCUACCAUUCGAGACUAACGGGAACGCUGCGCUAGCAUACGUGAUCUUUUUGAUGUUGAUCAAUGGUGUCGCAUUUCUUAUAUUAAUGGGAUGUUAUCUGAAGAUGUACUGCGCGAUCAGAGGGUCCCAAGCGUGGAAUUCGAAUGAUUCGCGAAUCGCCAAGCGGAUGGCUCUGCUGGUGUUCACCGAUUUCCUCUGCUGGUCCCCCAUAGCGUUCUUCUCGCUGACUGCCACGUUUGGAUUGCAGCUGGUAUCGCUUGAACAGGCAAAAGUGUUUGCCGUGUUCGUACUGCCAUUAAACUCCUGCUGUAAUCCAUUUCUGUAUGCCAUCUUGACCAAGCAGUUUAAAAAAGAUUGCGUACUUAUUUGCAAGGCGAUCGAGGAGUCCAGGGUGACCAGGGGGAUCGGCAGAUGCCGGCAUAGCUCGAAUUUCAGCAACAGACAGACCCCGGUAAACACGAACAGUUUGGUGGACAGAUCGUCGCGAGAGAAUCAGACACCCUGUGCAUGUAAUUCAAGAUUACUCGAGACUAGCCAAUGUUCCGGUUACCGACGAUGGGGCACCAGGAUAUUGUGGCCCUGCGCCAGAGACACGAGGCCCAGACACGCGCGUAGCGAUCAAUACGCAUAUCAAAUCGCGGAGAUCCAACAGAAACAACACAAACGAGCCUCAUCGGUAUCCUCAAGUGAAAAUUUCUCCUCGUCCAGAUCAGAUUCCUGGAGACAGACUCAUCAUUGCGGUAUCCCAUUAAGAUUAUUAGAUCCUAAACGGAGAGCUUCUUCGUGGCUGAUCACUAGAAAACCGUCUCAAGAUUCGAAUCUCAGCUCUUCCAGAAAUGAUUCUUCCGGUUCCGCCACCACUGCUACCACUAGUACUUGGAGGAUUUCGAGGUCUAGCGCGUCCCUUGAGGUAACUGCCAGAAAUACACCGAGACCAGCCAGGUCGAAACCAAGGCUCACACGUCAGCUCGCAAUUCAAGAGCCUGAACCACCUGGAUCGCCAAGUAGAUUAGCUGCCAGGCUCCUCGCAACUAUACCCUCCGCGGCAGAAACCAGUGAUCAGCAAGAUGACGAUAAUACAGCGCAAUGUUAAAUUGAUACGCAUAUCUAUGCGUAUCGGUUUAUCAAAGAUUAUAUUCGGUUAUAAUAUAAUAGAUUACAAAUAUGGGUCUCGUUGCUUCCGAAUGGUUUCAGUAUUAAGUGUCUUCUGACAAUGAGAGAGGUGUGAAAGAAGGAGGAGAUUAAAUACUCUGUAUAUUGGCGAUAAUCAUUGUUUAAGAUUAGGUGAACGAAAAAACGAUGAACAGUCUAGCGCAUUCUUCUUUCAACGUUUGCAAACAUUCGUGAUUAAAGUUGAUUGUAAUAUAUAUAAUAUUGUUUAAAAAUAUCAUCAUUUUUAUUUUUUUUUUUUCUGAAUUGUUUUUAAGUAAAGGAGUUUAUAAGACGUUGAAGGAGGAAGAGUAAAAAAACUCUACUACUUUUAUUCUACAAUAUUAUACAAUUAUUUAUGCUAUUAAUAAUUAAAAGUGCAAACGAUAUUGUAGAUCGUUUGGAUUCGUGGAAGAAACAAAAUUGAUCUACCUUUAUUGACCGUCCGUUACACAUGCAUAUAGAUAAACUGCAUUAAAAGAGGGUGAAUACGGUAGUCAUAUUUGUUAGAUACUGCCAAGAAUUUUUAACAUGUUGACUGUUGAAGGAAUUUUAUAAUUCUUAUAUUAAUAUUUCAUAAUACAAAAUACUAAUAAUAAUAAAAAAAAUAAUAAAAUUAAAAUACUAUUUUUUUUUUUUUUUGUAUUUUGGAAGAUAAGA